Corylus avellana is the source of this 2465-nucleotide messenger RNA. The record is from RefSeq and is a predicted model, not a curated record. Lineage: Eukaryota; Viridiplantae; Streptophyta; Magnoliopsida; Fagales; Betulaceae.
CAAGUCCUCAAAUUUCCCAAUUCAAAGGGGUACCCAAAUGCCAGAAAGCUAAAAGUUCUUAAUAACAGAGCUCAAGCUUCAGGAACCAUUGAAUAAGUUUUCAUUGUAAAAGAGUAGUGAUAUUGGGUAUCAUGUAUACCUAUUUCACCCACUGCAUUAGUUUCCUGUCUGUUGCACUCCAUCUAUAAAAUUGUUUCCAUGUUAUCCAGUAAUCCAGUUAUUUCAGCAGACAUACAAGAUAACAUGGUGGUGGAAAGGAACUUUAAUGGCAGUUUAGCAUUAUGUGAAGUCAUAAUAUGCGGGGCACUAACAUAUAAACAUUCUACCGAGACCUCAGAAGAAUUGUAAUAUUUUUGAAAUAUUUUAAGGAAAGUUUCAAACUUGACCUCUGGUAGGGUGUUUCUAAAUCAUGUCAAUGAAGGAGGAACAUCUGUAAAUAUCCCUUAAAAUCUUCAAAAGAUGUAUGUACAUAUGCAUAUGCAAUGUGCAAUCUCUGGAGAUGUUUGAAAUGUGUCAUCUUGCAGAUUCAAUGCUCUAGAAGACUUUUCACGCUGAUGUUUAUUAGAAAUAACUGUUGUAGGAUAUGCCUCUAUAAAAUAUUUCAGGUUUUGCUUCUUUAUUACUUCAAAAUAUAUCAUUGGAAGUGUGGCUAUAGGUCAUCUGCAAAUAUUGCUCUGGUCAACCCACAAUAUUGCUGAACUAGAUACAUGAUUGAUAUUGCAAACACAAUUGAUGGAUGAGUUGACUUAGAGUUGUAAGGAAAGCAUAAUUGACACAGGCUAUCCAUUCCUAGUUCCUGUAACAAUUUUACUUGCAAUUGUGUCUUUAACCUAUUUAUGAAGGAAAUAGAUUCUUUUUAAUUCCUCUCUCCCCCUGCACGAUCUUGUUUGGGGUUUGCCAAAAUAUAGUCUUUGUAUAUCAUCCUUUCCCAUGUGUAUUGUUGUCUAUGGAUUCCUACAAGGAACAACAAAAGUCCGGUCAGAGACAGUUGAAGCAAUUUCAAAGAAAGAAGAUUGGAAAGAUGAGAAUGUUGUAUUUGUUGCUGGUGCUACUGGUAGAGUUGGCUCACGCACAGUGAGGGAGCUUUUGAAACUCGGGUUCCAAGUCAGAGCUGGCGUGAGGAGUGCUCAGAAGGCAGAAACUCUUGUGCAAAGUGUUAAACAAAUGAAGUUAGAUGUUGAAAAUGCAAGUGAAGGAACUCAGCCUGUAGAAAAGCUUGAAAUUGUGGAAUGUGACUUGGAGAAACAGGAUCGGAUUAGACCAGCAUUAGGCAAUGCAUCAGUGGUUAUAUGCUGCAUUGGUGCCAGUGAGAAGGAGGUCUUUGAUAUCACUGGACCAUACCGGAUUGACUACCUGGCUUCCAAAAACCUUAUUGAUGCAGCAACUGCUGCGAAAGUUAAACACUUCAUUUUGCUUACCUCAUUGGGAACAAACAUGGUUGGCUUUCCUGCUGCUAUUCUAAAUUUGUUUUGGGGGGUUCUGAUUUGGAAAAGGAAGGCAGAAGAAGCACUGCUAGCCAGUGGACUUCCCUACACUAUAGUGAGACCUGGAGGCAUGGAACGGCCCACUGAUGCUUACAAGGAAACCCAUAAUAUUGCCCUCUCACAGGAAGAUACUUUAUUUGGUGGCCAGGUGUCAAACCUUCAGAAGCAACUUCAAUUGAUGCAGGUAGCAGAGCUCAUGGCAGUCAUGGCCAAAAACUGCAGCCUUUCAUACUGUAAAGUAGUGGAGGUAAUUGCAGAGACAUCUGCACCAUUGACUCCCGUGGAGGAACUUCUUGCAAAGAUACCAUCUCAACGUGCUGACAUUUACUCUCGAAAGGAUCCAGGUGCUGCAGCUGGGCCUGAUUUAGCACCAUCUAAGACUGUCAAAUCCAAGGAACCAAGCCCUACCAUUGAGAAGGAGCCUUCCAGUGCAAAAGCGAUGGCGAGGCAACCCCUCUCUCCUUAUUUUGUAUAUGAUGACUUUAAGCCCCCUACAUCCCCAUCUCCUAAUGCACCUACCACGUCACUCCUCCCAACAUCGGAUGCGGAUGGUGGAUUCAACAUGGCUACGUUGUCAGUGAACAACAUAGCUCAAUCUCCAAAAGCAGAUAAACCAGGGGGUAAUCAGCACCAUACUGGACCGAAGCCAAGACCACUUUCACCUUUUACUAUGUACGAUGACUUGAAGCCUCCAACUUCCCCACUCCCAUCCCCAAGGAAAUCUUAGAGAAAUAUCUGCCCUACAACUUCAACAAGAACCAUUGAAGCAUCGCAAUUAAUGCAGAGGAAAGCAACUGCAAAUGCGGGAAUAGCUUCUAAUGAUAAUUCUUAUAUAAAUUUAACAUUGAUUCCUACGUAUAUAUAUAAGUGUUUAUUUUCUUUUUCUUUUUUUCUUUUACUUGUUUUUUUUGUAUUCUAAAUGUAAACUACAGCAAGAUCAGUUUGCCUUCAUAGAAUAAGAUUAAUACACUAUGUUUCCUA